Molecule: messenger RNA, 398 nt
Organism: Chelmon rostratus (copperband butterflyfish)
Lineage: Eukaryota; Metazoa; Chordata; Actinopteri; Chaetodontiformes; Chaetodontidae
Product: acylphosphatase-2-like
Exons: 4
Coding region: 1-339 (112 amino acids)
Molecular function (GO): acylphosphatase activity
Source: RefSeq, a predicted model, not a curated record
AUGUCUCUGUCUGUGCUUUUAUUUUGUCUCUUUAACUUCGUCAUGACUGAAAACAAACUGAGUUCUGUGGACUUUGAGAUUUUUGGAAAUGUGCAGGGUGUUUGCUUCAGAAUGUACACAGAGGAUCAGGGCCGGAGUCUAGGACUCAGUGGCUGGGUGAAGAACACCAGACAAGGAACUGUGAUUGGUCAAAUCCAGGGACCUCCGGAAAAAGUCAGUGAAAUGAAACUCUGGCUGAAGAGUGUUGGCAGUCCGAGCUCUCGAAUUGACCGAGCCGUCUUCUCCAAUGAGAGAGACAUUUCUAAACAAGAGAUCCAUGGAUUCUCUACCCGCUACUGAGCACGCUCAGACAUCUCUGUAGUCAAUCAUCAAUGACUGUCACACCUGCAAAAACACAA